AUGACUAAUGCAAAUAGAACCAAGCGUGGUCUAAUGGAGGAGCCUAGUUGCGGACUGUGCAUCAACACCGAGGAAACAACUGAACACAUCCUUCGCUGCUGCCCGCAGGCCAUACAAGUAUGGGAGUCCAUCAUGCCAGGAAUGCUCCGUGCAAACCAUAAAAGAUCCUUUGUAGACUGGCUCGACGCAGGGCAAGCAGGCUGUGGCGGUCUAGCCAGAAAUGAGAAAGGAGACUGGGUUGCAGGCUUCACUCAUGGAAUAGGUUCUUGCUCUGCAGAAAGCGCCGAAGCCUGGGCCUUGCUUAGAGGCAUUCAGCUUGCUCAGACACUCGGUAAUGUCAAGGCCUGUUUUGAAAGUGACUCAAAGAGGAUCGUUGAUGCUUUUUCCUAA
Molecule: messenger RNA, 390 nt
Organism: Ipomoea nil (Japanese morning glory)
Lineage: Eukaryota; Viridiplantae; Streptophyta; Magnoliopsida; Solanales; Convolvulaceae
Exons: 2
Coding region: 1-390 (129 amino acids)
Molecular function (GO): nucleic acid binding; RNA-DNA hybrid ribonuclease activity
Source: RefSeq, a predicted model, not a curated record